Molecule: messenger RNA, 615 nt
Organism: Phoenix dactylifera (date palm)
Lineage: Eukaryota; Viridiplantae; Streptophyta; Magnoliopsida; Arecales; Arecaceae
Source: RefSeq, a predicted model, not a curated record
AUGGCUCAGCUCCAACUACCCCGAAUAGACCUCUCGGGGCUGCGAGAGAAGCAUACAGGGACCCCGGAAUGGGAAGCUGCGAGAGCCCAGGUCCUCCAGGCGCUGCGGUCCUACGGCUGUUUCGAGGUCAUCUAUGAUGGGUUCACCCAGCAGCUUCGCGAGGCGGUCUUCGGAGCUGCAGCGAGGGAGGUGAUCAGCCUCCCUGCCGAGACCAAGUCGCGGAGCCCUGGCUACUCAAGCUUUGGCGCUUUUAAGGCGCUGGACAGCGUGGCCAUGCUGGAUGCCACACCAGAGGGCAUCCAGAGCUUCCCCAACCUUAUGUGGCCCCAAGGAAAUGCAUGGACCAACGGAAGGUUGCAGUCCGUCCAUCAUCGAGUGGUGCUGAGUGGUGAUGAGACGAGAUACUCCACCAUCUUUGGAGCCUCUCCCAAGGAAGGGUACGUGGUCCAAGCCCCCGAGGAGCUGGUUGAUCAGCACCACCCGGCUCUCUUCAAGCCGUUCGAGUACGCGGACUACUUCCGUUAUUUCCUCGCAUCGAAGGCCGCUCUGAAAGCAGAAGACGUGCUCAAGGCCUACUGCGGGUUCCAAGGAGACCAAAUGGAAGAGGAAGCAUGA